Molecule: messenger RNA, 3898 nt
Organism: Scomber japonicus (chub mackerel)
Lineage: Eukaryota; Metazoa; Chordata; Actinopteri; Scombriformes; Scombridae
Gene: tspan7
Product: tetraspanin 7b
Exons: 8
Coding region: 759-1433 (224 amino acids)
Cellular component (GO): membrane
Source: RefSeq, a predicted model, not a curated record
UCACCCUCCACUGAAACUCAUUGUCUUUGCGUGUCAUAGUGUUUGAUAUGGAAAUUCACGUUUGCAUUUUUUGCAUGAGUCAAAUCAAAUUCAGUCAUAGCUAUAGCUGUACAAACUACUCUGAAAUGACUCAGUGUGGCUGAAAUGACUCCUCAUAGCUUUGUUGAGGAAAUGCAACCAAAUUCAGAGCAGCACAACAGUCAAAGGACAAGUAGUGAUGAUUUAUUGUGGUGAAAAAAACCUUUGCCCCGUCACCACAUAUUGCCAACAGGGCAAAGUGUAAAUGUUGUUAACACAGUCAUUAACCUGCUGUGACUGGUUCUGAGCUGCAGUCACAGGACAGACAACGCAGCCAAAGAUUAUGUAAAGAAGUCUCUUUUUGUUUUUUGCAUAAUUGUGAAUCACGUCCGUGUCAUUGUCAUUUUUAUGUAACGUGGCAUCAGGCUCGAAGACACUGUUAACUAAUAGCAAUUGGAGGAGGAUUUUAUUAAAGGAGCAAAGUCGCUGAGUCUUCAGUUCAGUCGUCGUGGCUACUUUACUCUGUCAGAGCUGAGCUUAUUCUUCUCCCCAGUUUUCAAAGUUUCAGGGGGGGGGGUGCACAUUGACAUUUUUUUACAAGCUGCUCCCUCUCUAGCCAGAAAACAUGACAGCAGGACGGCAAGCAGGCUCCUCUCGGAAGGAAGGAAGGAGGUUAGGAUGAGUUGGCCCUAGCUGGAGGCAGAUCAUCAGCAGCCGUUCCACACCCCGCUCCCUUUCAGAUGCCAAUAACAGGAGCCAUCCUGCUGGCAGUGGGAGUAUGGGGGAAGUUGAUGCUGGGCCCAUACAUCUCCCUGAUAGCCGACAACUCCACCAACGCCCCCUACGUCCUCAUCGGCACCGGGACCGUCAUCAUCGUGUUCGGCCUGUUCGGAUGCUUCGCCACCUGCAGAGGAAGCCCAUGGAUGCUGAAGCUGUAUGCCAUGUUUCUGUCACUGGUCUUCCUUGCUGAAUUAGUGGCUGGGAUCUCUGGAUUUGUCUUUCGCCAUGAGAUAAAGGGAACCUUUCACAGAACAUACACUGACGCAGUCCUGAACUACAACGCUGAGGAUGAAGCCAGCCGUGCUGUUGAUAAUUUACAGCACAGGCUGCGUUGUUGUGGAGUGUAUAACUACACCAGUUGGCUUGCCAGUGUGUAUUACCCAUCCAACGGCAUUCCUGCCAGCUGCUGCUUCAACUCCUCUGACUGCAACCCAGAAGACCUCCGCAAUGCAACUGUAGCUCCAAGCAAAGUCUACCACCAGGGCUGCUAUGAACUGGUCACUGCAUUCAUGGAAACCAACAUGGCCAUUAUUGCAGGAGUGACGUUCGGGAUUGCAUUCUCACAGCUGAUUGGCAUGUUGCUGGCCUGCUGUCUGUCCAGGAUCAUCACAGCCAAUCAGUAUGAGAUGGUGUAGCUGAUGUGACGUGGCAGGGAGAUGAAGAGAAGAAGAGACAAAGAGCCUUGGCACAUGACAACAGUAAAUUCCUGAAACACUAUCACACAUCUCAUUUGGAAUUUACCUCCCUCCGUCUCUCUGCCUGUGAUCUCAAUGUAAUAUCUUAAUGUAUCUUAUUGUAAAGCAUCAUUCCUUGACUCACUGCUGUUGCAUCAAAGCGUUCUGUACCAUACAUCACACUGCUACUUGAUGUAGACGUUGCUCAUUAGCACAUAUCUUGGAUCAGUACAGCCUAUGACAGAAAGGUAGACCAGAGUUGUCCGAGCUGACAGCGGUGUUGGUCUCAGAUAGGUGACUGAGUGCAACUUGGCUUUAGUGUUGGUUGCAGCAUGCUCCACCGACCACCAUCUUUGUACAGAAUGACAUUACUAAAGCUUGAAAGUAAUACUUUGAUAGAUGAUUUAGUUUUGCAUUUGACUUUGCUAUUGCUCACCAUUGUAUAUUCCUAUAGCUGUGGCAUUUUGUGAACUGAUUAUGUGUACUGAGGAUAUUUUAGUUUAUAUGAGGAAUAAGGAAACUGAUAAGAGAGUAUUUUUACGUAAGUCAACGCACAUUGCUUUUGUCCUGAGUUUUUAACUUUGCGGCAGACUAUGAGCUGAAUCCCAUUUAAUUUUUUUAAAUUCAUUUUAAAAUUUUAUUCAGUAUAAAUGUGAGGGUUUUUUUUUAUAUAAAUACAUAAGAACUAACUCAAUUUGUUAUCAAACUCAAUUAGUUUUAUGGGGGAACAGAGAUGUAAUCAAACAGCAAACCAAACAAAUGAACACCAAGUAAUGCUAGCUAACGGUAAAUCAGGAAACACGUUAGCUUGCUUGCUAAUGGGACGAUAAAUUCAUUGUUUAUUGAAAAGAUUGUAAAAGCUGUUCCCAUUUUGAUAGAGGAAGAGUUUUUAAAAAGUGGACAGAUAGCUGAAAACCUACCCUCCUCUGUUUUGAACUCUCUGACUCUUUCUUCCCUCAAAAGUCAGUUCUCUAACACAUCUACAGCUGUUAAGACGGCUUGGUCAACAGCACAGAUAAUUCAAGUUGGGCUUGAAAAAUUCACACACAUUUACUUCAAUCAUGCAAGUGAAUCCAUUCAUUAUUGGGACUGAAUUGAAAUUAAGUCUAAUGAAUUAAUUCUGCAGUAUUAUAUACUGGUGUGACCGGGACUUUUCAGACUGAGUAAUGCUUCUAACACUUCAAGGCAUCAGUAUGCUUCAAAUGAAGUAGUUUGUAUGAGGUGUUGUCCGAACACAUCUGACGGCAAAUAAUGUUGUUUGUGCGAAAAGUGACAAAAAAAAAGAGAGCUUGAGAGAGAAGUUGAAACCUUGCUUACUUUCUCACCUCUGCACAUCUGGCCUGUCGCUGCGUGACGCAAGUUAUCGGCUAGCUGGUUGUGAAAAGAAGCAGAAAUAGUCAGUUUCAGCCCCACAAGCACUUAAUUUAAAGCGUACGUCUUUAUAGUUUGAAGCACAUGAAGUUUCAGUCCCGAAGAGGUCAGCAAUAACACUUCUUAGCUUGCCAGGGUUAUACCAAGUCAUUAAGGUCAUACAUUGUUUUCUUUCAAUGGAAAAUAACACCAGCUGUGUGUCACGGUGAGAGAAGUCAACAUUAGAGAAAUGCAGGACUCAAACAGUGUUCAUCUAGUAUUCACAGUAUUCUAUGUAGUGCAUCAACAUGCCGCAUUCAUGACCAUCUGUAGAUAUGUAUUGGAAAUGUAAUUUAUAUGAUGUAAUGUUUCUCAUUCUAAUAUGCUAAUCAAGUGUUAAAGUCGUGUGUCAGAGCUUUGAUUCUGCACUGUGCUGUUAAUCUGUAUUUGUUUGAUAGUUUAUAGAAAAAACGCACUGAAAAAUAAUUGUGGCCAAUGUUUCGUUGAGAGUAACGUGCAACAUGUAGCUGUUUCAAUUUAGCUGUAUAUUUAUUAUAGUUUGGUUGGCAUUACGUUUACAGUUUCACCAAGUGAUUUUUUCUAUCUCUCUUUCACUGUGUGUGUGUGUGUGUGUGUGUGUGUCUGAAUGUGUGUGAUAAUUUUCUUUAUUUGACUGUCCCCUUAACUUUGAGUGUGUAUUUCCCUUGUAUAAUGAGGUUUACGAGUGUGUGUGUGUGUGUGUGUGUGUGUGUGUGUGUGUGUGUGUGUGUGUGUGUGUGAGAGAGAGAGAGAUAUUUUUGUGGAUCCUGUUGUAUUUUGGUCAGUAUUUGGUUGUGGCUUUUAAAAACUCAUUGCUUUUAAAGCUGUACAUUUAUUUAGUGAAUGUAUGUUUUCCAACACUCUGAAACUUGUUUUUCCUUCCUCAGACUGAUAUUGUUCUGUAAAUACUAAAUUGUAAUACCAUCCAGCUUACACAUGGGGUCACCAGACACUCAAAAAGAAAUUGCACCAUGCUGUCUACUAUUGACUAAGUCACCAUCAGUGGUCUUAUUAUCAAUAAAUAUACAGAAUAACAA